Messenger RNA from Capsicum annuum, 1472 nucleotides. RefSeq names its product KH domain-containing protein At1g09660/At1g09670. Gene Ontology annotation, cellular component: nucleus. NCBI's taxonomy places the organism in Eukaryota, Viridiplantae, Streptophyta, Magnoliopsida, Solanales, Solanaceae. The transcript is spliced from 7 exons. The coding region runs from base 251 to 1132 and encodes 293 amino acids. Gene Ontology annotation, molecular function: mRNA binding. The record is from RefSeq and is a predicted model, not a curated record. Gene Ontology annotation, biological process: regulation of mRNA splicing, via spliceosome.
UGAUGCAAAAAGGUGCACGCUCCCAUUUGCACACUCUCCUCCUUUUGUGAGCGGCAGCCAUUAGUAUUUAUAGGAGUUUUUUUCCCAGUGAGCAGUCCCUUUCUUCCCCCCACAACAAACAACUCAAGGGUCUAAUAAGGGGGGAAGCAUACUCAACUUUCUCUCUCUUUCCCCUUUUCCCUGCAUACCCAUCAACAACAGCUGUUCAUACUCUGUAUUGAAAAGUUUGUUUCUUUUUUCAUUGUUGAAUAUGGAGAAUAGAAUACCUCAUGGGAGUUACUUCCAGUACUCACCUAGUAGAAUUCAUGGUCCACUUCAGAGGUCAUCUUCUCUUACAGAUCGUGAAAGAUAUUUGGCAGAUUUAUUGGGGGAGAGGCAAAAAUUGGGGCCGUUCCUGCAGAUACUGCCUAUAUGCAGUAGACUUCUAAACCAAGAAAUCAUGCGAGCAACAGCAUUGUUAUCAAAUCAGUUCGUGGAUCAGGGAAGGAUGGGACAAGAGAGUCCACAUAGGUCAGUGAGUCAACAUAUGAAUGGAGGUCAGAUAAAUAUGGGGGCAUGGAGUGCAAUGCAAACUGAGGAAAAUAGACUUCUCCAGAAAAUGGCUCCAUUUCAACCAUCCCCUCUGGAUUGGCAUGUUGUGCCGGGAGCUGCAACCACUCCUGUUGUGAAGAGAGUCAUAAGACUGGAUGUUCCUGUGGAGAAUUUCCCAAAUUAUAAUUUUGUCGGUCGAAUUUUGGGACCACGUGGGAACUCCCUAAAGAGGGUUGAAGCCAUUACAGAAUGUAGAGUCUACAUCAGAGGACAAGGCUCAGUCAAGGAUUCUAUCAAGGAAGAGAAAUUGAAAGAUAAACCUGGCUAUGAGCACCUUAAAGAGCCACUACAUCUCCUGGUGGAGGCUGAAUUUCCUGAAGACAUCAUCGACUCCCGCAUUGAUCAUGCAGUGGUGAUCCUAGAGAACCUGUUAAAGCCUGUGGAUGAAUCUUUGGAUGUUUACAAGAAGCAACAGCUAAGAGAAUUGGCUAUGUUAAAUGGUACACUAAGGGAAGAAUGCCCAAGCAUGAGCCCCCGAAUGAGCCCUAGCAUGUCUCCGUUUAGUAAUACAGGAAUGAAGCGAGCAAAGACAGGGAGAUGACACCUAGUUACGGGAAUGCUGAUUGUCUAGUGGUAGACACAGAUGAUAGCUAAUCUGCCUGAUUAGUAGUAAGACUUCCCCAGUUAGCUUCUGGUACAGAAUGCAGGAAGAAUCUCUCAGGACAGAUUCUUUAGACAUAGGUUUAAUGUGUUUUUUUACUGUAAACCAUCUUUCCUAGAGCUAUUGACCUUUAGACUUAAUCUAGGUUUAGUGGUCAUAUGUGUUAAAUCAAUCAGAAUAAUCUGUUUCUUAUUCGAUAUUGGCCAGAUUCAUGUAUUAUUUUAAUUAUGCAGAUCAACUGCUGAAUAAAUAUAUCGAGAAAACAGAAGCUUGACAUGGA